CAUUCGGGAUUCAGCCAUUCCUAAAUCCCCAUUUCCCAUUUGCCCUCUUCUCUACCCUGUUCCCUCUUCGGCUCUUCCCUUCCCAAGUUCACAGUUCGCAAGUCGCAACUUCUUCGGCUGCCGGCACUCCCUGACUCCCAGUCCCAGUUCCCUUCAGCUUCACCUUCCCUUCCCAGUUCCCUUCCCUCUUAGCAGUUCGCACACAGUCGGCGACGGCGAGUUCGAACCUCCUGUUCCAGAUCGGCAGAGCCAGUCUUUCCCUUCGGACUUCGGCUUCCACCUUCCCAACUUCGCAGCUUGCACUCUCGCAGUACUCCUUCGGACCUUCCGUCCUUCAGAUGGAUCUUGUGUCCAAGACGGGCUUUUGAAAUUGAAGAUGGAUGAAAAGAUUUUGAGGGGUUGGACAAAAUGCGAAGCCUCUGCAAUCAAAGCCGAUAUGGAAGAGAUCACCAAUUUCCUCAUUGAUAUUCAUAUCCUGAAUGAAGAGGCAAAGUUUACUCGCAGCGUUAAAAUCCUCGGAGGGUUUAGGGACCGAAUAAACUCAGACAUGGUCACUGUAUGUCGGAAGGCAGAACUCAUCAAAAUGAAAAUAGAAUCACUUGAUCAAUCCAAUAAUGUAAACCGAACUUUAUCCGAUGCCUAUAAAAGGGGGAGACCUGUUGAUCGGACAAUAAUUUUGGUGACUAAUGGGUUGAGAGUUAAGCGUAGAGGCAUGAUGAAUGAUUUUCAGUCAUUGAGAGAACAGAUUAUGAAGGAACACAAAGAGGAACUAAAAAGGAGUCACUACAAUGCUACCGAGGUGGAACCCAGUGAAGAAGCCAUUGAGAAGAUGAUUUCAGGAGGCAACCUGAUUCAAAAUUUUGAAGGGAAAUUACCCGAACUAGCAAUGGAGAGUCAAUAAAGGAAUGAGGCUGUGAAGGAAUCACGUAGAAGCUUGAGAGAACUCCAUCAGGUUUUUCUUGAUAUGGCUGUGAUGGUUGAGACGCAAGGGGAGAAGAUCAAUGAUAUUGAAGAGAAUUGGUCUCAUGUCAGAGAUUAUGUCAACAGUGGAACAAAGAAACUGCAGUCUGCUAAAAAGAUGAAGAGGAGAAGUAAAUGGGUUUCUUGGAUUGGGAUUGUGUUGCUGAUUUUCGUAUUGAUUUGCCUUGUUUCAAUCUUGACUAAUUGAAAAACAGCGGACUGUCACUUGGUAUGAUGGGGCUUUUUGUUGUUGUGCUUUCAUGGAGGAGGUCUUGUUUAGUAAAUACAGUAACACACAUAGAGUUGAGCUUUUCCCAGUUCUAAUGAAGGGGAUCCUUUUCUUCUGGCUGAUGGAUUCCAACAAAGCAAUGUAGUACAUAUGUCGUUUAAGGGCGAUGUGUUUGAUGAUAGCUGUUCAUCUUGCACUCUUUUUUGUGUGUAGUUAGAUCUCAGUGACUCAGUGCAGGUCAGGUGUUUUGGUUUUGAAGAGUGUAAUGUGGAUUUUCUGUGUUUUUUGUUUUCAGUCCAUGCACUCUGUUCUGUUUGUUGAGAUUGCUUUAUCAAUGAAACGGUUUGGGUAUUGCUUUUCCUCCCAAAAUCAAA
Messenger RNA from Malania oleifera, 1563 nucleotides. RefSeq names its product syntaxin-112-like. The record is from RefSeq and is a predicted model, not a curated record. Gene Ontology annotation, biological process: vesicle-mediated transport. The transcript is spliced from 2 exons. Bases 377 to 901 code for a protein of 174 amino acids. Gene Ontology annotation, cellular component: membrane. Lineage: Eukaryota; Viridiplantae; Streptophyta; Magnoliopsida; Santalales; Ximeniaceae.